UGUUUUGUUCUCGAGCCGCGAGUACGGCGCUGUGUCGCCAUGAACUUGCUAGUUUAUGUUGUAGGAUUAACCGUUUUGAGCAAGGAUGUUGAAUCAUUUUUCGGAUUCCCACUGAUUACCGAACCAAAGUAUUUAUGGCGGGAAUUGCUGAUUCCCACCAGUGUCCUGGUCGUCAACCAUCCUUUGGAGUACCCCGGGGAAGAGUGUGACCGACCUUGUGAUCCAAACGAACCUCCCAGGAUCUGCUACUACCACUGGAUUAUGGAGAGCUACACCGCAAUGGGAUCAUCUUGCUGGGACUGUAUUCGCGGGAAUCGUGCCCACUGCUUUCACGCACAGUGCGUAACUGGUAGUGGUCGGGAGCGUGGUAUCGUGUCGAUUAACCGGAAGGUGCCGGGUCCACCGAUCGUGGUCUGCCGCAACGACACCAUCGUGGUGGACGUUUCGAACGAGAUGGACGGCCUUGCGACGGCCAUUCACUGGCACGGAUUCCACCAGCUCGACUCACCCUGGAUGGACGGUGUCCCCAUGGUAACGCAGUGUCCAAUUCCGGCGGGAACGAGCUUCCGGUACCGGUUCCAGGCAGUGGACCCGGGAACUCAGUGGUAUCACUCGCAUUCCGGCUACCAGAAGGCUAACGGACAUCUCGGGGUGGCAGUCGUGAGGAAUCCCCACGAUGUGAACAUAAACCUGUACGAUUACGAUCUGACCGAGCACGUGAUGCUGCUUUCCGACUGGUCGGAACAUACGGUGGAAAAUUGGAUCCCCGGACAGCAGAGCUCGGCACUGAAGGUGGACUCCAUAUUGAUCAAUGGACGUGGGCGGCACUAUAAUAACUACACCAAGAAGUGGGCCACGGCUGUCCCGUUGGCGGUAUUCCGAGUACAACCGAACAAACGCUACCGGUUCAGGAUGAUCAGCGGAGGCAGCCAGUACUGCCCGUUCAAGAUGCAGAUCGAGAAACACCGGAUGGAAAUCAUUUCCACGGACGGAGGCGCGGUCCAACCCCAAAUGGUGGACACCCUGAUUUCCUUAUCCGGUGAACGGUACGACUUUGUACUGACGGCCGAUCAACCACCGGGCAACUACUGGAUCCGAGUUCGUGGCAUUGCGUUCUGUAACAAGAACCCGGUCGAAGGUUUUGCGGUGCUGUCUUACGCCGAUCCAAGUGUUUCGACGGAAGCGCUCAGCUAUCCCGAGGAAGAUCCUCCUAAGUACGAGCACGAAUAUCCAGAAGGUAUAAUCUUAAACCGUCACACGGAUUCCUGCUACCGAGGCAAGGACGAGAAUAUCUGCACCUCAAAGCUUGAAUCUCACGAAGUUCAUCGGGAUAGUGCGCUGAUUGACGCUGUGCCGGACAAGCAGUUCUACUGGGGAUUCACUAUCGUUGAGGCGGACAACAGCUGGCUGUUCUCCAACGAGGGAUUCGUUCGGUUUACCACCGUACGCGAUGCGUUCAACGUGUUUGGCGUGACGAACAACAUCAGCUUGGUGCCACCCAGCUUUCCCCUGUUGACCCAGCCGGAGCAAAUUACGGACGUACAGCAACAAUUUUGCAACGAGACAAAUCUCCCACCGAAAUGCGCAAACCGAACGCACUGCUUCUGUACCCACCUGCUGAAGGUAGACCUUAACGACAUUGUCGAGAUUGUGCUGUACGACACGGCACCGUAUGCGCAAGAUUUUUACCACCCAUUCCACAUCCACGGACACCGGUUCAUCGUCACCGACAUGGGCCGCCUGCCCCAGCUAGGACUGCACGAGCGACUUCAGCGGCUGAAGCAGGGAAAGCACGCCCGCAAACCGGGCACCGACUACAACCCACCGUACAAGGAUACCGUGUCCAUACCGAACCAGGGCUUCGUCCGGACGCGCUUCCGAGCCAAUAAUCCCGGAUUCUGGCUCGUGCACUGCCAUUUCGAGUGGCAUCUGGCCACCGGCAUGGGCCUGGUUCUCCAGGUGGGCGAGGUGGACCAAAUGCCGAAACCGCCUGCCGAUUUUCCCCGCUGCGGCAACUUCAAGCCGGACGUACUGGAGCGACAGUGAGUGGUAUUUUGCCCUAGGCUCGGAUGGGGUAUUUCGUGGGAUUAUAUGAACUAUCAAAAAAAAAUGUGAAGAAUGAGUGAGCUCAAUAAAAUUCAGAUCAACCAAAA
Culex quinquefasciatus (southern house mosquito) is the source of this 2153-nucleotide messenger RNA. Its product is annotated as laccase. Gene Ontology annotation, cellular component: plasma membrane. Gene Ontology annotation, biological process: iron ion transport. Gene Ontology annotation, molecular function: copper ion binding; oxidoreductase activity. The record is from RefSeq and is a predicted model, not a curated record. The transcript has 7 exons. The coding region runs from base 40 to 2046 and encodes 668 amino acids. NCBI's taxonomy places the organism in Eukaryota, Metazoa, Arthropoda, Insecta, Diptera, Culicidae.